AAAAACCGGUCUCCCCCAAAUCAGGUACAUUGAAGAGUCCACCUAAAGGCUUCGAUACGUCUGCGAUUAACAAAAGCUAUUACAAUGUGGUGCUACAAAAUAUAUUAGAAACAGAAAAUGAAUAUGCUAAGGAGCUGCAAACUAUGCUUUCAAACUACCUGCGACCAUUACAAGCCAGUGAAAAGUUAAACUCGGCAAAUACUUCAUACUUAAUGGGAAACCUGGAAGAAAUAAGUUCUUUCCAGCAAAUGCUUGUACAGUCUUUAGAAGAAUGCACCAAGUUGCCUGAAGCUCAGCAGAGAGUUGGAGGAUGUUUUCUAAAUUUGAUGCCACAAAUGAAAAGCUUGUACCUUGCAUACUGUGCCAACCACCCAUCAGCAGUAAAUGUUCUCACAGAACACAGUGAGGAACUAGGAGAAUUCAUGGAGAUGAAAGGUGCCAACAGCCCUGGGAUCCUUGUACUGACCACAGGCCUCAGCAAACCUUUUAUGCGUCUGGAUAAAUACCCCACGUUACUCAAAGAGCUUGAAAGGCACAUGGAGGAUUAUCAUCCGGAUCGUCCAGAUAUUCAAAAAUCCAUGACUGCCUUCAAAAAUCUUUCUGCACAAUGUCAAGAAGUACGGAAACGGAAAGAACUUGAACUACAAAUACUGACGGAAGCUAUCCGUUGUUGGGAGGGAGAGGAUAUUAAAACACUUGGCAAUGUGAUUUACAUGUCCCAGGUCAUGAUUCAGUGUGCUGGAAGUGAGGAAAAGAAUGAAAGGUAUCUUCUUCUCUUCCCUAACAUUUUGCUAAUGUUGUCUGCCAGCCCGAGAAUGAGUGGCUUUAUCUAUCAGGGAAAACUGCCAAUGACAGGAAUGACUAUCACAAAGCUAGAAGACAGUGAGAACCAUAAAAAUGCAUUUGAAAUAUCAGGAAAUAUGAUUGAAAGGAUACUAGUGUCUUGUAACAACCAACAAGAUUUGCAUGAAUGGGUGGAUCACCUGCAGAAGCAAACCAAAGUCACAACUGUUGGGAAUCCCACCGUUAAACCACACUCUGUGCCAUCUCACACGCUUCCUUCCCAUCCAGUUACACCCUCCAGCAAGCAUUCAGACAGCAAGCCGAUACCACUGACUCCUGCGUACCACACUCUCCCUCAUCCGUCGCAUCAUGGGACUCCACAUACCACGAUAAACUGGGGACCUCUGGAACCUCCAAAAACCCCCAAGCCUUGGAGUCUGAGCUGCUUACGGCCUGCACCUCCAUUACGACCUUCAGCAGCUCUUUGUUAUAAAGAGGAUCUCAGUAAAAGCCCUAAAACCAUGAAAAAGCUGCUUCCCAAACGCAAGCCAGAACGGAAGCCAUCAGAUGAAGAGUUUGCACUGAGAAAAAGUACAGCUGCUUUAGAAGAAGAUGCUCAAAUUCUUAAAGUCAUUGAAGCAUAUUGCACAAGUGCCAAAACACGUCAAACACUAAAUUCAAGUUCCCGUAAAGAAUCAGCUCCUCAAGUCCUGCUUCCAGAAGAAGAAAAAAUUAUUGUAGAAGAAACUAAAAGUAAUGGUCAGACUGUUAUAGAAGAGAAAAGCCUUGUUGACACAGUAUAUGCAUUAAAGGAUGAAGUACAGGAGUUAAGACAGGAUAACAAAAAGAUGAAGAAAUCAUUAGAAGAAGAACAAAGAGCUCGCAAGGACUUGGAGAAGCUUGUUAGAAAAGUUCUAAAGAACAUGAAUGAUCCAUCUUGGGAUGAAACCAACUUAUAACUAGGUUUUUUUUUUUUUCUUUCUAUUGAAAGACCAGUUGUAAAACUGAGCUGGGAAGCCUUCUGACAUUAGUCAGUGUUGCAUCAAGAGCACUACAAAACAGGAUUUAACUGGAUCUAGUGAUUUCUUGCUCUGAACAUAUAGAAACAGUCAAGCCAUUUACUGAAGCAAUCUGUACUUUAAGUCUGGAGACCAUGGAUCCUGAACUCUACUAAACUUAAUUUGUUUGCAUCUAAAUUACCUCAUUUUGCAGAAAGUGCAGCACCUGACUAAAAGUCCAUGUUUUUCAGUGGCUUUUUAAUUAAAUAUAUAUUUUUCUUGUAAAUAUCUGUAAUUUUGAAUGCAUAUGUGAUUGAUGUAUCAGGGCUGAUAUGUUAUUUUUUUUCUCUUGUUAUUACAAUGGUCACGAGUGUUAGAAAUGACGGCAGUACUGUCUUACCUAAGAAAGGUCAGAGUUCUUUGUGGAUAAUUAUGGAUUUCUUCCAAAUUACCCACUCAUCACACAUGCAAAUUUAAAAACCCGUUUUUUCUUUUGACCACUGUAUUUAAAUCCCUCACCGUUAUUUAUGUCUGUGCAUACAUUUUUGAACAGUUUACAAUUCUUUAAGAACAGUAUUAAAAUACAGAAAAUCGUUUCUUGACAGUAGAAGCAAUUUUUAACAAAACCAACGCCCAUGAUUUAUGUUCACGUACACUUGUUUGGCAGACUAAAUCUGUUGUGUUUUUGGCCACCAAAAGACUGAUGUACUUGCCUGCUUUUUAUGACUGUGAUUUUUAGGUGUUUAUGU
Molecule: messenger RNA, 2530 nt
Organism: Cariama cristata (Red-legged seriema)
Lineage: Eukaryota; Metazoa; Chordata; Aves; Cariamiformes; Cariamidae
Gene: ARHGEF7
Product: Rho guanine nucleotide exchange factor (GEF) 7
Exons: 16
Biological process (GO): intracellular signal transduction
Molecular function (GO): guanyl-nucleotide exchange factor activity
Source: RefSeq, a predicted model, not a curated record